Huiozyma naganishii CBS 8797 is the source of this 1002-nucleotide messenger RNA. It is a transcript of the gene PTP1, whose product is annotated as tyrosine protein phosphatase PTP1. Gene Ontology annotation, molecular function: protein tyrosine phosphatase activity. The transcript has a single exon. Gene Ontology annotation, biological process: protein dephosphorylation. Lineage: Eukaryota; Fungi; Ascomycota; Saccharomycetes; Saccharomycetales; Saccharomycetaceae. The record is from RefSeq and is a predicted model, not a curated record. The coding region runs from base 1 to 1002 and encodes 333 amino acids.
AUGGACUACCCGUGGUAUCUUUGUCAGUCUGACGCUGAUUUAAAGAAGAAGUUCUCUUUUAUUCAAAUACAAGAGGAUGAGAGAUUACGCGAGGCUACCAAUGCAGCAAACCAUUACUCAAGGUGGUCGCUUGGCGUUAGUAUCUCGCCCGAAAAUGACCUAAGGAACAGAUAUGUGAAUAUUAUGCCGUAUGAAAGGAAUAGGGUUCAUUUGCAAUCUCGUGGUAAAAACAGCAAUGACUACAUCAACGCAUCGUAUACCAAGGUAGAUGUCCCAGGUCAAUCGAUGUCGCCAGGGUACUAUAUUGCUACACAGGGCCCUACCAAGGCCACUUGGGAACAGUUUUGGCAAAUGUGUUACGAUGAGUGCCCAAAGAAAGAUAUUGUAAUCGUCAUGGUAACGCCGUUAAUAGAACAUGGAAGGGAAAAGUGUCACCAGUAUUGGCCGAUGGGUGAGGCUUCAGAUACGGAAAGAUUUUCCCCGAAGAUACAGUGCCCUUCAGGGGAUCCUACACGGGACAGUACUGAAUUUCGUCGCGAUCUUACUAUAAAAUUUGUGGAUUCCAAGAGGUACAACAAUCAGUACACACUGACUACACUUGAUUUGAUUCCUAAGAGUUCCAGAGAGCCAGUUAAGAGUGUUCACCACUUCUACUUUGACCAGUGGAGAGACAUGAGUCGACCACAAGAAGUCGUCCCUAUCAUGGAAUUGUGCCAACAUUCCCAUAGGUUGAACUCUACAGGAAAUCCAAUUAUUGUCCAUUGUUCGGCUGGUGUAGGUAGGUCAGGAACGUUCAUUGCCCUGGACCACUUAAUUCACGAUACAAAGGACUUUAACUUCACCAAAGGAAAACUAUUGCCAACAGCUUAUAAGAGGGAUCUGAUAGAACAGAUUGUUCUUCAGUUGAGAUUGCAACGCAUGAAGAUGGUUCAGAUGAGUGACCAAUUUCUGUUUAUUUACCACGCCGCUAGGUAUCUCUUUGAUUUACAAACAGGACAGUGA